CCUGUUUAUACAAGUGAAUUUGUUGAGACAUCAGGAAUGGUGACACUGAGAGACAGGCAAUCUGCUGCUGUUAUCAUUAUACAGGCUGUUGAUGACAAUGUACCUGAAGAAAAAAGCUUCUACGAGUUGUAUCUCAGCAAAAUCAGUGAAGGAGGAAUUAUAAAUGAAUCCACACGAUUAGCAAAUGUCACCAUGGCUUCCAGCGAUCUACCAUAUGGAUUGUUUCAGUUUUCACAGACGUUGUUACAAAUUUCAGAAGAAUCACAAUGGGUAAACACAACAAUCUCCCGAAUAGGUGGAAGAUAUGGAGAUGUUCAGCUGAAAUAUCAAACCAAGAAUGGGUCAGCACUAAGUGGCUUGGAUUAUACAAUUACUUCUGGAGAACUCCUGUUUAGACCAAAUGAAACAAUGAAAGUUCUUUCAAUAGAGAUAAAAAAUGAUGUUCUACCAGAAGGUCCAGAGGAUUUUUUUGCUAUCAUCACAGAGGUGAAACUUGUAGGAAGGAGCUAUGACCAUACAAUUAGAGAAAAUGGGCUACAGAUAGAUCAGCCUCCUCUUAUAGGAAACAAUUCAGUGGUACGAAUCAUUAUUCUUCCUAACGACAAUGCAGAAGGAGUUAUCGAGUUUGAUCCACAGUUUACUGUAAUCCAAGUGGAAGAAGAUGUUGGAGUGAUGUUGAUUCCUGUGCUAAGAACACGUGGAACAUAUGGCUAUGUCACAGCUGAUUUGAUCUUCCACAGCAUUUCUGCCACUGCUGGUAUA
Staurois parvus is the source of this 762-nucleotide messenger RNA. Lineage: Eukaryota; Metazoa; Chordata; Amphibia; Anura; Ranidae. The record is from the annotation of a GenBank genome assembly.